CUUAGAUAAUUCGUUAUCACGAGAUUAAUUUAAGGAAUUAUCGAAACAAAUUAUAAAAUUGUUGAGCAUUACUUAAUUGUAUUCGGCCAUUUCAAUACGUACAAAAUGGCGAAUAAUCUGAAAAGUUUGUUCGUUUUUUGUUUCUCUAUAUAUGUGGCGCUGGCAAAACAUGAAGUUUACGAAGGUUAUACAGUGUACGAGGUGACAGUACAGGAUGCUUACCAGGCUGCUUUCGUGAAUCAGCUUGAGAACCAGAUCCCCAUUGAUAUGUGGAUGCCAGCACAGCCCGAGUACCCUGGCCAGUUCUUCGUGUCGAAAGACUACAAGUUUCAGUUCGAAAUGUUGUUGCAAGCAGCUCAAGUGGAAUACAAGAUUACCAUCACUAACGUCAAACAAGAAUUGGAGAGAGAAGAACAACUUCUGUCCUCAGCAGUAUCCAGGCGGUCGAGUAAUAGAUCAUCAUCUGGCCUCAAUUUUAACGAAAUUCACAGACUUUCAGUUGUGGACGAUUACCUAGAUCGGCUGGGUCAAGAGUACCCUAACCUCGUCACGGUUGUGAACGGUGGAGAGAGUUUUGAAGGAAGGCCGAUCAAGUAUUUAAAAAUAUCCACAACGAAUUUUGAGACUUCAAGGAAACCUAUAGUGUUCUUGCAGUGUCUAUUGCACGCUCGUGAAUGGGUGACUUUACCAGCUUGUUUAUAUGCCAUCGAAAAGUUAGUUAUUGAUGUCAGUGAGCCUGAUCUAGUGAAUAAUAUCGAUUGGAUCAUUAUGCCUGUUGCUAAUCCCGAUGGUUAUGAGUUUUCUCAUAACAAUAACCGUUUCUGGAGAAAGAACCGGGCCACUGGCUUUAUGGCUGGCAAUUUAUGCAUGGGCGUCGACUUAAAUAGAAACUUCGAUAUAUUCUGGGGAACCGCCUCCAGUGGCAGUGUCUGCAGCGAAGUCUUCCAUGGCAGAAAUGCUUUCUCCGAACCCGAAACUCAAGCAAUUCGAAGGAUUUUACAUCAAUACCCAGACCGCAUCGAAAUGUACAACGAUAUUCAUAGUUUCGGGAGUAUAAUCUUGUUCGGUUUCGGUAAUGGAGAACUGCCUCAGAAUGCUUUGGCCCUGAAUUUCGUAGGAGUAACUAUGGCCCAGGCUAUUGAUAGAGUUAAAUGGUCCUGGAAGCCAGAUUAUAGAGUUGGUAAUAUUCAGCAUAUACUUUAUGCCGCUUCUGGUGGCUCUAGUGACUACUUCCAGGCCAGUGGUGUACCUCUGGCAUUCACCUACGAACUGCCAGCAUAUAGGAAUAUUCAAGGGCAAUUGAACGGAUUUUUGGUAGAUCCAGAUUUCAUUGAACAAGCUGGCUUUGAGACUUGGGAAGGAAUCAAGGCUGGAGCACGUCUCGCUGUUGAUAACUACAGGAAGAGGAUGGCCGUGUAAGAAGAACGAAGAUACUGAUUUGGUUUUUGACAAAUCAACGAUAACUUACUAAUUCACUAUACGCAUGUCUUAUAAAUUACCUAUAGUUUAUUCACAAUAAAUAUUAGUAUUAUUGAAAUCCUAUGUAGUUAUCAAAUCACCAUUCGGAUGAUCCAGUUCAAAUGCGCUCCUUUUUAAAUUUCUUGAUAUCUCCUAAUUAACUUGUUACUAAAUCUGUGUAAAUAAUUAGUAAUAUUGUGUGACGUGUCAUUAAUAAAGUGUCUCAAACAAUUGCGUAUGCUGGCGUUUUUAGACCCCAUCCUGAAUCAAAUACCAACUAGCAGAACUGUUGUAUAAUGUUAAACAAAUAUUAGGUAUAUUGCAUUUCAAAUGAG
Messenger RNA from Chilo suppressalis (striped riceborer), 1793 nucleotides. NCBI's taxonomy places the organism in Eukaryota, Metazoa, Arthropoda, Insecta, Lepidoptera, Crambidae. The record is from the annotation of a GenBank genome assembly.